Messenger RNA from Raphanus sativus (radish), 2631 nucleotides. RefSeq names its product 1,8-cineole synthase 1, chloroplastic. Bases 600 to 2315 code for a protein of 571 amino acids. The transcript is spliced from 7 exons. NCBI's taxonomy places the organism in Eukaryota, Viridiplantae, Streptophyta, Magnoliopsida, Brassicales, Brassicaceae. Gene Ontology annotation, biological process: diterpenoid biosynthetic process. Gene Ontology annotation, molecular function: magnesium ion binding; terpene synthase activity. The record is from RefSeq and is a predicted model, not a curated record.
UUUGUAUGAAAUAUAUAUAUAUAUAUAUAUAUAUAAAUUCAAAUAUGUUACCAAAGGCUCCAUAUGAAAACAUUAAGUAAAGAAAAUCCGGAGAGCAUUUUCAUUUUUUCAAAUGUGUUUCCUGUAGUUAUUGAUUGGAUAACAAAGACCGUAAUGCUUUUCUUAAUAUUUUGCCAAUCAAAGUCUAAUUAGAUGUAAUAAAUAGAAGGUGAUAUGAAAUGUUAAAAAUAGAAAAAUCAAAGUGUUGAAGAAAUGGACCAGUGCAAAAUAGUUUUGGUAGUAUUUUAGCACACGACCACAACGAACGUUAUGCAUACAGCAUGUUGGAACCUCCAAAAUAUUUGCGUCCUUUAAUCUGUAAGAAAUUACACCUCAUCUAGAAAUCAAACUUCAGAUCUAGUGUUAAAGUUUUUAGACUUUAACCACUCUGUGAUGGUGCUUCCAUUGUUACAACUCUGUUCUAUAUAAGCGUUUGUGUAAAUGUAUUCUCAGGCAUUCCCAUUCUUCUAGUCCAAUGUCUACUUUCAGCUCUUAUUUACCAAAAUGCUACUACCGGAAAAGAAAUACUUCGUCGUCCUAAGCGUUUUGUAUGCAAAUUCAUGACCACAACAACGUCAGAUAAUGCUUCAGUUGAUGUCCUUAGUCGACGCUCCGGCAACUAUCAGCCUUCUCCUUGGGACCACAGUUAUAUCCUCUCCAUCAACAAUGAAUAUGUGAAAGAGGAGAAAGAGAUAGCUAGAGACUUGUUGAAGGAAAAAGUGAGGAAGAUGCUUGAUGUUGAGACAAAGAGUCGUCUAGAGCAAUUAGAGCUCAUCGACGAUUUAGAAAAACUUGGGGUUUCAUAUCAUUUUGAGGUAGAAAUAAAUAACGUUUUAAUGGAUUUACAUCAUCAAAAUGGAAGAAGCAUCUGGAAAUGUUACAAGGAAGAAGAUUUACAUGCAACCUCCCUCGAAUUCCGACUUCUUAGACAACAUGGUUUUUAUGUAUCCGAAGAUAUAUUUGAUGUGAUCGUUAAGAUGAUAGAAAAUCAAACGUUCAAGAGUGACGAUAUAAAUAGUAUCAUAUCUAUGUAUGAAGCGUCAUAUCUCUCCACGAAAUCGGAUACUAAAUUGCGUGAAGUCAUCAGACCUUUUGCCACAGAACAAAUAAGGAAAUAUGUUGAUAGUAGUCAUGAUGAUUAUACAUGCAACCUUGAGGUGCAUGAGAAGGCGAUUCAUGCGCUAGAAAUGCCGUACCAUUGGAGAAUGAGAAGGCUAGAAACGAGGUGGUACAUAGAUGCGUACGAGAAGAAACAUGACAUGAAUCUUGUCUUGAACGAAUUUUCAAAAAUCGAUUUCAAUAUCGUACAAAUUGCUCAUCAAAAAGAUCUCAAAUACGUUUGCAGCUGGUGGAAGGAAACAUGUUUGGUUAAGCAGCUUCCUUUUGUAAGAGAUAGAAUAGUCGAGAAUCAUUUUUGGGCCGUUGGAUUAAUAUACGAACCUCAAUUUGGAAAUAUACGACGGAUCAUGACUAUAGUCGCUGCAAUUAUUACAACCAUUGACGACAUUUACGAUAUUUAUGGAACUCUUGAAGAACUUGAACUCUUCACUGCCGUGGUUGAUAAGUGGGAUGUAAAUCGUCUCGGUGAGCUCCCCGAGUAUCUGCGGUCGUGUUUCCUUAUUUUGUUCAAUGAAACAAACAGCAUUGGAUGUGACAUUCUCAAAUAUAAAAAUGUUAACGUCAUCCCAUUUUUAAGAAAAUCGUGGGCAGAUUUAUGUAAAGCAUAUCUAGUUGAAGCAAAGUGGUACAAAAAGGGUUACAAACCAAGCGUGAAAGAAUACAUGCAAAAUGCUUUGAUUUCAAUCUCUGCCCCAACGAUAUUGAUCCAUUUUUACUGCGUUUUCUCUGAUCAAAUCUCGGUUCAAAUCUUGGAGACUUUGUCUGAACACCAACAAGACAUUAUCCGAUGCUCUGCCACCAUCCUCCGUCUAGCUAAUGACCUUGGAACUUCGCCGGAUGAACUGGCAAGAGGGGACGUUCUCAAAUCGGUCCAAUGCUAUAUGCAUGAGACCGGAGCGUCGGAGGAAGAGGCACGUGCACACGUGCAGCAGAUGAUCUGUGAAACGUGGGAUGAAAUGAACGACGAAACAAAAACGGAACGCGCUUAUUCUUCGUCACAGUUUCGAGGUUUUGUGGAAGCCGCAGUGAACCUGGCACGCAUGUCGCAGUGCAUGUAUCAAUACGGCGAUGGUCAUGGAUGUCCCGGCAAAGCAAAGACCGUUGAACGUGUCAUGUCCUUGCUUGUUAAUCCAGUCCCAUUAGAUGGACUUAAGUAAAACUAAUUAUCAUUUUAUAACAAUCAUAACUAUGCAACUCUAGAUCUUUUGACUCGAACGAGACGAUGGUAUAAAUAAGCUUAUGAUUUAUACAGUCAAUACCCUGAGUCAACUAUUUAGCAGUAAAAUCAAAAAAUAGAUAAGGACAUUGUCCAUAUGCGCAGAAGGUGUGGAACCUUGCGCCUUCCAGGACAGAAGUGGAGAGCAGCGGAAUGGUAGAUUUGGCAGCUAGCUGGUCAUCUCUUUGCUCCAAACCUUGUCUCCCUCCCUCGGGGAUAACCUCUGAGUCUCUCGCUCCCUGGAUUCUCUGAAAUCU